This is a messenger RNA of Polypterus senegalus (gray bichir), 1053 nucleotides long. Its product is annotated as E3 ubiquitin/ISG15 ligase TRIM25-like. NCBI's taxonomy places the organism in Eukaryota, Metazoa, Chordata, Cladistia, Polypteriformes, Polypteridae. The record is from RefSeq and is a predicted model, not a curated record. The transcript has 3 exons. Gene Ontology annotation, molecular function: zinc ion binding. Bases 115 to 798 code for a protein of 227 amino acids.
CUGUUCCUAACUUGUGUCUCCUCAGAUGUCCUCUCUUGUCUGCUCUCAGGUCUCACUUUAAAUCUCCUCGUUUCUCUGACUGAUUCUCUCUGUCUGUCUCUCCUCUGACAGACAAUGGCCGAAGCCCAGCUGACUGGAUUACAGGAUGAGAUCACCUGCUUGAUGUGUCUGGACACCCUGAGUGACCCCGUCUCAAUCCUCUGUGGUCACAGUUUCUGUCUGAAGUGCCUCACUGACUACUGGGAUCAGAGCCAAGAGUGCAGCUGUCCUCAGUGCAGAAGGACCUUCACCACGAGGCCUGAACUUCACAGAAACAUUGUGCUGAAUGAAAUCAUAACAAAAAUAAAAAAGCCAAGACUCAGUCCUCAUCCAUCUCAAAGUUAUGCCAGCCCUGGAGAUGUGGAGUGUGACACCUGUACUGAGAAGAAGUUACGAGCAGUGAAGUCCUGUCUGACCUGCAUGAUUUCCUUCUGUCAGACUCACCUGCAGCCCCACUUUGAAAUAGCAGCCUGGAAGGAGCACAAGCUGACUGAUCCAGUUAGAAAUCUGAAGGAGGAGAUCUGUGCAGAACAUCUCAAGAGUCUGGAGAUAUUCUGUAAAACUGACGAGACCUGCAUCUGUGUGAUGUGUGUGGUGAAUGAACACAGUGGGCAUCAAAUAGUGGAGCUGGAGACAGAAAGAGAGGAAAAACAGAAACAGCUGGAGGCAACACUGAGUGAAAUCAGGAGGAGAAUUGAAGAGAAAGAGAAGACACUGAAGGAGAUGAGGAGGGCGAUGGAGCAGAUGAAGGCAUCGUGAGGGUUCUGAGCUCUUUUGAGACCCUCUCCAAUGGAGCUGCACAGCGAAAUGUGACUUGACACGUCUGUCAAGGGCUGCUUGUCCAAUGCCGAAGCAACCACAGGUUCACAACGCCACUCAAGCAAUUACAAGUUCACAGCCUCCCUGCUUAAUGAAUCUGUCACCUGAUGGGUGAUGCAGAGAACAUUAUAACCUGGCCCCAUCCCUGCUUGUUUGCUGUAUCCCUGUGUAAGGAAGUGGUAGCUCCUGUUUGAA